UUUCCUCCACACAACAUAGCAUUAUACUAAUUCAAGUAGCUAAAAACUUCAAAGUAGCAAAUAAUUAUGGCAAGGGCGAAAUCAUCGACAAUGGCGCUAGCCCUUGGGCUCCUAGUGAUGACUCUUGUUGGGGAGUGCUAUGGCCAAUGCGGUGACAAUUUCAAGGUUGGUUACUACAAUGGCAAGUGUGGCAAAGUCGAUGUUGAGGCCAUUGUUUUCCACGUUGUCAAGAAGCAUUUCAAUGAAGACAAAGAUACCAUUGCUGAUCUUAUUCGCUUGCAAUUCCAUGAUUGCUUCGUCAGGGGAUGUGACGCCUCAAUUUUACUUGAAGGUGAAGACACAGAGAAAACUGCACGUAACAACCUUAGUGUUGACGGUUAUGAUAUCAUUGAAGAUGCUAAAGUUGCCCUUGAUAAAUACUGCCCCGGCGUUGUCUCUUGUGCUGACAUUAUCGUCCUAGCAGCAAGAGCUGCUACAUACUUGGGUGGAGCAGAUUGGUACGCAGUCGAAACAGGAAGAAAAGACGGUCGCACAUCACUAGCAAGUGAUGCCAAGCAGCUUCCCAGACGCGAUAUUCCAAUCCCUGCUGCUGUCGAUUUGUUUGCCAGUUUUGGAUUAGACACACACGAUUUUGUUUAUCUUUUAGGUUGUCACACUGUUGGAACCGCACACUGUGAAAACAUCGAAGACCGUCUAUACAACUUCAAUGGGGACGCAGACCCUACCAUGAACUCUGAUUUGGCCUCUUCCCUAAAAAUGAAAUGUCCUCGCAACGCUAACUCGACCGAGGAAGCAUUCCUUGACCAAACUUAUGGUAGCGAAUUCGUACUGGACAAUGCUUACUUCAAGAGAAUAAUAGAAGGCAAGGGAAUUCUUAAAGUUGAUCAAGAAUUGGCUCUUCAUCCUUUGACUAAGGACAUUGUCUUGCGAACGGCUGCCGACGAGACGAUUUUCAGAACUAGAAUUGGUCCAUCUAUGCGCAAAAUGGGUUUAGUUGGAGUUCUUACCGAAGGAGAAGUUAGACUUGGAACUUGCAAGAAGGUUCGCUAAGAAGUUUUGUUCACAAAUUGGCCAACUGCAUCAUUUGAUUGAUACCUUAAUUAAUUCAUUAUUAUUGCAUGUUAAUGAUGGUUUGUUGUAUUUGUUCAAGUUUCUAUUGAUGUAAUGUUAUGUUUCUCCCUUGUUGGGAAUUGUUGGUAUGUAAUUGUAUGUCAAGAACUCUUCUAGCAAAUUAAUGUUUGAAUCAUUUCACUAAUAAAUAAAGCCGGUCUCAAUUAUUGUGACA
This is a messenger RNA of Chenopodium quinoa (quinoa), 1285 nucleotides long. RefSeq names its product cationic peroxidase 2-like. The record is from RefSeq and is a predicted model, not a curated record. Bases 67 to 1050 code for a protein of 327 amino acids. The transcript is spliced from 4 exons. NCBI's taxonomy places the organism in Eukaryota, Viridiplantae, Streptophyta, Magnoliopsida, Caryophyllales, Amaranthaceae. Gene Ontology annotation, biological process: response to oxidative stress; hydrogen peroxide catabolic process. Gene Ontology annotation, cellular component: plant-type cell wall; plasmodesma. Gene Ontology annotation, molecular function: heme binding; peroxidase activity.